GACCGCCGUUGACUCUGUUUUCACCGGAGCCUCCGUCGCGCAUGUCAGUCAGCUGUUUAGCCUGAAAGAGGGACUUCUGUCUCGCGUCUUAGAGACGGACGCGGGGUCGUUCCUGAGGAUCGCCACUGGUCAAGAGGAACUUUCUAGAUCGUGGCUCGCACCAUGCUCCCGGACAAAGAGGGUUCGGGGGUCGGACAGAUCUCCCCCCAUGGAGAGGAUCCCUCCAUCAGUCUGUUCAGACAGUACCUGCGGCUCAAGACCGUCCACCCAGAACCGGACUAUGAUGGCGCUCUGAGGUUCCUGGACAGAAUAGCAGAAGAGCUUGGUCUGCCCAUCAAAAAGAUCGAGGUCUUCCCCGGCAGGGUGGUGACCAUCAUGACUUGGGAAGGCACCGACCCGAACCUGAAGUCCGUUUUAUUGAAUUCCCACACUGAUGUUGUCCCAGUGUUUCAGGAACACUGGAAAUACGAUGCUUUCAGUGCUUUCAAAGAUGCAGAGGGCAACAUUUAUGCCCGGGGAGCUCAGGACAUGAAAUGUGUGACAAUACAGUACAUCCAGGCUGUACGGAGACUGAAGGCAGAGGGGCGGAGAUUGCUGCGCACUGUGCACUUGCUGUUCGUCCCUGAGUGCAACAACACACCUGAGCCAGGACGUAACAAAAUAAAAGCAUCCCAUAACCAAAAAAAAAAAGCAGUUGAUGAAGAAGUGGGUGGACACAAGGGAAUGGAGACUUUUGUGAAGGAUCCGGAGUUUCAGAAGUUAAACAUUGGCUUUGCUCUGGACGAAGGUCUAGCAAACCCCAGCGAUGCCUUCACCGUGUUCUAUGGAGAAAGAAAUCCUUGGUGGAUCACCGUCCACUGCCCUGGCAGUCCGGGCCACGGAUCAAGGUUUGUGGAGAACACAGCUGCUGAAAAACUGCGCCGCGUCAUAAACACGUUCAUGGAUUUUCGAGAAAAGGAGAAACACAGGCUGAAUACGAGCGAGUGUUUUACCCUCGGUGAUGUCACCACCGUCAAUAUGACGAUGGUGAAAGGGGGCGUGGCCUACAACGUCAUUCCUGCCGAGAUGGACGUGAGCUUUGAUUUAAGAAUACCACCGACAGUGAAUCUCCAGGAGUUUGAAGGGCAAAUUAAACAGUGGUGCAAAGAAGCAGGUGAUGACGUCACCUAUAAAUUCGCCCAGAAACACAUGAACCAGAACGUGACCUCAACUGAGGACAGUGAUCCCUGGUGGAGAGCUUUCAGCCAAACCUGCAAGUCAAUGAACAUGACUCUUCAGAAGGAGAUAUUCCCAGCUGCUACAGACAGUCGCUUCAUCAGAGCGUUGUCCAUCCCUGCCAUCGGCUUCUCCCCGAUGAACAGAACCCCGAUUCUGCUCCACGAUCACAACGAGUAUCUGAACGAGCAGGUCUUCCUCAGAGGCAUCGACGUGUUCGCCGAGCUGAUCCCGGCUCUGGCCAACGUGCCCAUCCUUCCCAAUGAAGCUUAGCUGCUCCCAAAUCUCACCGCCAACUAACCAAAGCAGAAUAGGAACAAGACAUCGCCCAGCCAAAACUGAGGCGGUCGAGUUCCACUUUGGAAUGAUUCUCAGGAUAUAAGCAGCUGCACAUUGCAUUUACCAUCACUUGGACUUUCUGUGCUUUCAUGAUCACCUUUAAGCAACAAUUGUUUUUAACUGUGAGGAUGAAUGUACUUUAUGUUGCCUCAUUCACAGAUACUUCAUGAAAUAUAUGGCAUGAUUAGGCCUUUAAGCAUCGAAUGAAGGAGUCUCACUUUUAUGCACAGCCUAAUGAGCAUUUAAUGAGCAUAUUUGGCAAAUACCCAGCACUGUGUGUCGAUCACCAUGCUGGAAUGUUUGUCCAAUUGAUUGUCAGGUGCAAAUAAGUUAUGAGUUGAUGUCUUUUUGUGAGUUUCACACUUAAUAAAUGCAAGCAAUGCGUGUGGAAUGAAUUUAAUAAAAUCUUUAUUCUCA
Synchiropus splendidus (mandarinfish) is the source of this 1971-nucleotide messenger RNA. Its product is annotated as aminoacylase-1-like. The transcript is spliced from 16 exons. The coding region runs from base 163 to 1488 and encodes 441 amino acids. NCBI's taxonomy places the organism in Eukaryota, Metazoa, Chordata, Actinopteri, Syngnathiformes, Callionymidae. Gene Ontology annotation, cellular component: cytoplasm. The record is from RefSeq and is a predicted model, not a curated record. Gene Ontology annotation, biological process: amino acid metabolic process. Gene Ontology annotation, molecular function: aminoacylase activity.